AACAUAAAAAAACAUAUGAAAAAUAUUGAGAGCGCGCGACGAUUUGUAAAAUAAUUUUAAAAACCAAAGAAAAACAUUGAGAGGGCUUAUUUUUUUCAGUUUCAUAUAAAAAAACAACUCUACUUCAGUUGUUCAAUACUAUGGAAAUCGUCUUUUGUAUAUUCAUGGAUAGAUUGGCGAAAAUAAUUGUUGAUAGCGGGCUGGCGGCUGGCGCACGUACCUAGACCGCAGCCCUGGCGACUGCGGAGCUCCGCCCCAGUUGUCCCUUGGAUCGAACGAUUGCGUAGCCUCACGCAGGGCUCCAACUCAACCUAAGCCAGUCAGUUACAGUAAUUUCAGUGUUUCAAAAGCGAAUUUGACAAAUCAAGACUUGAAGAUCAGACCAUCGAACUAGUUGUCCCGUAAAGCGAAUAUUGUCCCCAGGAUCGUAGCUAUCGCUUCAGUCCGUGUUGCAACAAAAUGGAAGAUUCAUACAUAAUCUCAAAUUUUCAUUCGCUUUGUCGACUGUGUUUGACUAAAAGCUCUCUGAUGGUGUCGAUAUUCGGCGCGUCUCCUGAUGACGAGAACAACGUCGCGAUCACUUCCAAGAUCACCACUCUAUGCGACUUGCAGUUGAAUCCCAAUGAUGGACUACCAGGAAGAAUAUGCUACAGAUGUUUGUUUCAACUAGAUAAUUGUUCCAAAUUUAAGAUGCAAUGUACACAAAAUGAAUCUAAACUUCUAGAGAUAGCCAACAGAAAUGUUGAAAUGGACAACUGUACCUCAUCUGAGAUUAUGAAUUCCAAUAACCAGUUGAACAACCAAACUAAACCCAAAUCUCAAGAUUAUGUAGUUGAGGACAGUGUAGUGAUGGUGGUGGACCCCAGUCUAGAUUAUGACACAUCAGAAGAGUCUGACAAUGCCGACCACCAUACCGGCCCAGCUGGACCUACAGAAAAGGAUAACAACAUAGAUGGAGAAGUAUUGGUUCAAGAGAACUUCAAAAAUAUAGCUAUGUGUCAAUAUUGUGAUCAAGCAUUUGCAACUCAAGAGAAAUGUACUGAACACGAACUUGGAGUCCAUGAUCCCAAUCUGCCCUUCAACUGUGUAGAAUGUAGCCUAGUGUUUGCUGAGAGGAGCCAGUACAUACAGCAUACUAGACAAGUCCAUGGUAAUGACAAGCCAUACCACUGCCCACAAUGUGAUAAAUGCUUUGGCCGUAGAUCUGACUUACGCAAACAUGCAAUAGUCCAUACUGGAAUCCGCCCAUACCAGUGUCAUUAUUGUUUUAAAACUUUUUCACGCAAUACAAAUUUAAGCAAACAUAUUCGUAUACAUACAGGAUCCAAACCCCAUGUUUGUCCAGUGUGUCCCCGCAGCUUUGUAGGUAAAGGAGAUCUGCAGCGGCAUGUGCUGGUGCAUUCUGCCAUGAAGCCAUAUGUGUGUCGUAAAUGUCCCCUAUCUUUUUGCCGACGAGACAAACUCAUUAAACAUGAAAGGAAACAUGGAAUUAAUCCCAACCCACAAUCAAGGCAAGGGGCUGAGUCAACAGAGAAUAACAGUGACCAUAAUGAUAUAGUCAUUAACAUAAACCCAUUCAGCAAUCUAAUGACCUUACCACAUAAUUCCAACACUCAUGGUAAUUACGACCUACCACAAAUACCAGACCAUAUAAUGGGGCAAAGUAGCUUUAACCAAGAACAGAAUAAGAUGAAGCCUGUCAUGGGGAAAACACAGAACUCUCCUACAAAACCUUCCCCUAAGAACCGGCCUAAGAACAUUAAAUGCCAUCAGUGUGCAAAAAGAUUUGCAUCAUUGGAUGCAUACAAGAAACAUGUGUCUGCUGCUCACAUUGUUUCCAGAUUGUUUCAAUGCAAAGUUUGUUUCAAGAAGUUUGUGAGGAAACAUGAGUUAGACUGUCACUCAGCCGUCCAUGCAGAAAUGAAGUCAUUUUCUUGUGAUAAGUGUGAACAGACAUUCAUGAGUAGAGAUCAACUAGUGGAGCAUGAAGCUGGCCACGAGUGCCUGUACAUGAACAUGCCAUGCACUGAAUGCGGGGCAACAUUUGAGAAAAAAGCAGAUUUAGUUGCACAUAUCAAAUCACAUUUCAGUGAUGAAUUUCUGGACAAAAGUUCUGAAACUGAAAACAAAGAAGAUUUAAUAAUGCUACACGACAUUGUUAAUUAAGGUAUUAUAUUGUGAGUAUGGCACUGUUAUAAGCAUUGUAGCUUAUAUGUAUUAUGAAUAUGGAUUAAAUGUGUCUGUAGUUUGAAUUUAGAUUAAAUCUAUUUAUUGUUGCAAUAAGUCAAGUCAUUAGAUUAGAAUUCCCUCUGAAAGUAUUGUAUUUAGUAAUAUUAAGAUAAUACUAAUAUAACUGAGAAUUUCUCUGUCGUCCUUCGUUAUGUAGUAGACUUAAUGAUUUAAAUAUUGAUCUCAAUAAUAAUUAUAAGGUUCACAAAAUAGUAACUAAUGAAAAUGUUAUAUUUUGCAUACACUUAAAAGGUAGAUACUUAAUAAAUAAUUUGUGUUUUACUGCAUAUUUUUUUAAGAAACUCUACAUUUUGAUCUGUGAUUAGCUUUACUAAAGAUUUAAAAUAACUAAUGUGUAAAUGUACCUGUGUAAACUGCAAUAUGUGUUGUUAUUG
Messenger RNA from Plutella xylostella (diamondback moth), 2624 nucleotides. RefSeq lists its product as uncharacterized. The record is from RefSeq and is a predicted model, not a curated record. NCBI's taxonomy places the organism in Eukaryota, Metazoa, Arthropoda, Insecta, Lepidoptera, Plutellidae. Gene Ontology annotation, biological process: regulation of transcription by RNA polymerase II. Gene Ontology annotation, molecular function: RNA polymerase II cis-regulatory region sequence-specific DNA binding; zinc ion binding; DNA-binding transcription factor activity, RNA polymerase II-specific. Gene Ontology annotation, cellular component: nucleus.